UACGGACUGCCCCAGAUUGUCCUCUCAGCGGCCGAAAUAUCAUAAUAGAACAGACUUUUAGCAAUGUAACUGACAAAAAAAGGCAAAAAUGACUUGGUUGUGAACACCCAGAGCGCGAUACAUCCAUUCUGACACAGAAAGGCGGUAAUAACUUGGUUGUGAACACCCAGAGCACAAUACAUCCAUGCUGACACAGAAAGGAAGUAAUGACUUGGUUGUGAACACCCAGAGCACAAUACAUCCAUGCUGACACAGAAAAUAAGUAAUGACUUGGUUGUGAACACCCAGAGCAAGAUAUAUCCAUGCUGACACAGAAAGGCAGUAAUGACUAUGCUGUGAACACCCAGAGCACAAUACAUCCAUGCUGACACAGAAAGGCAGUAAUGACUUGGUUGGGAACACCCAGAGCACAAUACAUCCAUGCUGACACAGAAAGGCAGUAAUGUCUUGGCUGUGAACACAGAACACAAUACACCCAUGCUGACACAGAAAGGCAGUAAUGACUUGGCUGUGAACAAAGAGCACAAUACAUCCAUGCUGAAACAGAAAGGCAGUCAUGACUAUGCUGUGAACACCCAGAGCAUGAUAUAUCCAUGCUGACACAGAAAGGCAGUAAUGACUAUGCUGUGAACACCCAGAUCAAGAUAUAUCCAUGCUGACACAGAAAGGCAGUAAUGACUAUGCAGUGAACACCCAGAGCAAGAUAUAUCCAUGCUGACACAGAAAGGCAAUAAUGACUAUGCUGUGAACACCCAAAACACAAUACAUCCAUGCUGACACAGAAAGGCAGUAAUGACUUGGUUGUGAACACCAGGAGCAAGAUACAUCCAUGCUGACACAGAAAGGCAGUAAUGACUUGGCUGUAAACACAGAGCACAAUACACCCAUGCUGACACAGAAAGGCAGUAAUGACUUGGCUGUGAACACAGAACACAUUACACCCAUGCUGACACAGAAAGGCAGUAAUGACUUGGCUGUGAACACAGAGCUUAAUACAUCCAUGCUGACACAGAAAGGCAGUAAUGACUUGGCUGUAAAUACAGAGCACAAUACAUCCAUGCUGACACAGAAAGGCAGUUAUGACUUGGCUGUAAACACAGAGCACAAUACAUCCAUGCUGACACAGAAAGGCAGUUAUGACUUGGUUGUGAACACAGAGCACAAUACAUCCUUGUUGACACAGAAAGGCAGUAAUGACUUGGUUGUGAACACAGAGCACAAUACAUCCUUGUUGACACAGAAAGGCAGUAGUGACUUUGCUGUGAACUCAGAGCACGAUACAUCCAUGCUGACACAGAAAGGCAGUAAUGACUUGGAUGUAAACACCCAGAGCAUGAUACAUCCAUGCUGACACAGAAAGGCAGUUAUGACUUGGCUGUAAACACAGAGCACAAUACAUCCAUGCUGACACAGAAAGGCAGUAAAGACUUGGAUGUAAACACCCAGAGCACAAUGCAUCCAUGCUGACACAGAAAGGCAGUAAUGACUUGGAUGUAAACACCCAGAGCACAAUACAUCCAUGCUGACACAGAAAGGCAGUAAU
Molecule: messenger RNA, 1543 nt
Organism: Dreissena polymorpha
Lineage: Eukaryota; Metazoa; Mollusca; Bivalvia; Myida; Dreissenidae
Exons: 2
Coding region: 830-1351 (173 amino acids)
Source: RefSeq, a predicted model, not a curated record